This is a messenger RNA of Phragmites australis (common reed), 1164 nucleotides long. RefSeq lists its product as uncharacterized. The record is from RefSeq and is a predicted model, not a curated record. Lineage: Eukaryota; Viridiplantae; Streptophyta; Magnoliopsida; Poales; Poaceae. Bases 152 to 655 code for a protein of 167 amino acids. The transcript is spliced from 5 exons.
AGGCCGACUCUCCUUUCUUCCCCUUCCCUCUGCACUCCAGCCGUCCAGCGCAGCCAUUUCAUCUCACGCCACCACCGCCUCGCCUCCUCACGCGCCGGCUGAUCCGCCGCUCCCCCUCUCUCGACGCCGCCCUCCUCAGCCACCGGUGGUCAUGGAGCGCGUCGGCGGUGAGGCGGGGGCCCCCACGGCAGCGGAGGCAGCAGCGGCAGCAGGAGGAGCAGGCGUGGUGAAGGGGAGGUCGUGCAAGGGCUGCCUCUUCUACUCGUCGGUGCUUAGGUCGCGAGCCCGCGGCCCUGUCUGCGUCGGCGUCACCCGCUCCAUCCCACAAGUUCCCGAGCGUAUGGUUGGAGAAAUUGAACUGGAAGCUAUCCAAGAAGGUCGCAACCUUUCGGACUUCAAAUAUGCAUGUGUUGGCUAUUCAAUAUACCUAGAUGACAAGGAAAAUUCUAUGGGGAAACAAGAGAAGCAGAAGCAGGUGCAGGCGCAGCUACCUAUUUGUGUUGGAGUCGAGCUAUUGGCAGAUAGAAGAGUCCCAACUAAGCAAGCCCCACCUUACCUUAAGAAAGAAGGUGAGGAAAAAAAAAAUUCUUCUAUUAUAGGACUGCUCCUCAACCAUGUCGAUCCAAACCAGGGCAUGCAGGAGACGAUUUCUUAACAAAAUUUCAGAGGAAUUCCGGGCUUGUGGCCAAUGGUGUGGCUAGGAACCUGAAUAAAGUUGGGACCUACAUCAAAGACACUGUGGGUGAUAUGAUGUACCCUUACCGCAAGCGUCCCAAAUAAAACAUAGGCCUGGCUCUCCUAAAAUCCUGGAGGGCAGUAGGCAUUAUAUAACUGGGGGAGUGUUCGAGCAAUCACUCCACAAACACCUGGCAUAGAAGUAAUCUUCUAUUUGUUUUGGAGGCUCUAGAAAAUUGCGAUGAGGUUUCAAUGUUAUGGGAAUAGCCCCUUGGGACAUGUUACUGUAUUUCACUCACUGUUCGGGCUUUGGUAUCAUGUUUUUUCCUAGUCCCACUGCCUCGCCCCAUUGGAAAGUGGUCGUUGUUUCGCUGGGUUCCUCCAGUAAUGUACAGGAUGUCAUGUAAUAAAACAUUAAACAGACCCGUUUUUUGCCCAGUUGUGGCUAUGCUUUUGAGAAUAAUAUCAGGGCACUGUUAGUCCUAGCAA